Messenger RNA from Penicillium chermesinum, 1422 nucleotides. RefSeq names its product GNAT family N-acetyltransferase. NCBI's taxonomy places the organism in Eukaryota, Fungi, Ascomycota, Eurotiomycetes, Eurotiales, Aspergillaceae. The transcript has a single exon. Bases 1 to 1422 code for a protein of 473 amino acids. The record is from RefSeq and is a predicted model, not a curated record.
AUGAAUCGGAACGCCAUAGCUCAGAAUAUCCUACAAGAUGUUGCGAAAACCCAAACUCAUCCUAAGACUGUCCGAAAUAGCACUCGACUUCUGGCCAAGCUGCGGCGAGAUAAGGCUCAACAACCUGACCCCGACACACAUCUUGAUCUUCCCUUGCCCUGCACUAUCAAGAAAAUUCAGUUCUCCAAAUCAUGGGAUACGUGCUUUACGGGUCCUACCGCGUCAGCUCGCUUGAAGCAGCAGCUUGAAACCCGUGAAUCAGCUGCUUCUACAUCGCCUAGUGAGGAAUCGGAUGAGUUCCGAGAGAUAAAGCUUGCUGCAGUGGUAGAGCAUCAGAAGUCGAUUGACCGAUACGAAACAUCACCGCGACAUAUUUCUUCUGCCUUGAGGCCUCACAGUGAUCCGAACGCCGCCUGGAAGACCAACUUAGAGGAAUCGAGGUUGACUGCCAUGCAAAAUCAACGUUGGUAUGAGCAAGGCGAAUGGAAGCCAAAAAACUUAUUCACCGUGCCAAAUAAAAUCACUGAUAAGAAAGAAUACUAUCAAUCUUUCUACUCUUGGCUCUCUUCCAUUCCAACAAACUCGGACGUAGUGAUGGACACCAACCGCAAGGCCUUCUUCGACGGAACUGCCGUCCCAGAUGGUGACCAUGGGUUUAUGAUUCAGAGACUAGAGCACCCAAGCCCACCUUGCGACAUGAGUGACCAGAAGACGAGGUCUCACUGGCACGAAACAGCCGCCCAGUAUGUUUUGAAUUACAAAAACCUUAUCUAUGAGCCCAAGGUUGAUGAAGGAGUGAGCGAAGUGAGCGAAGUAAUUACCCGUUCAGCUACUCCAUAUCUCCGUUUUGCUACAUAUGAUGAUGCUGAUGGUCUGACGGAAAUUUUCAAAACCUACGCUGGAAACUCUCCAUUGAGCUCUCACCUAAAUACUAGCGCGGGAUAUGUCAGAAACAUCAUCAGCUGUUGCACCGAGGCUUGGCUCCCGUUUAUCGUCGCCGUUCAGCCAACCUAUGAUCCCGAGACCAACACAUACCCGCAGGAGGAGGUUCUAGGGUACGCAUAUAUCAAGAUGUUCAGCGACUACCCUCAGACAGGGGAGUACACUGGAGAAUUGGAAGUGUUUGUAGCGAAGAAGCAUCAGAAGCAGAAUCUUGGCCGGUCACUGGUCGGCAUGAUUCUGACGCUCUGCAGUUCCGAGCACAAGCAUUUGGAUGGCACCCCUUACAAAUGGCACAGUCCUGACUGCAUCGGCAAAGACAGACUGAAAAUUCGCCCUUUGAUGACUCUUCUUUGUGGCAUUGCCUACCCAUCCGACUUGAAGGAAGAUGUGGAGUGGAUCCCAGAAUGGCUGAAGAGAGAAUUCGACUUUGAAAAACAGGGCACCUUAAAGAAAUUCCGCGUUCAACACAAUAUUCCGUAA